AUGUCAAAAAGAAACGCUGACCACGAUUCGGAAGUUGAACAGCAAUCGAGCUCAAAGCGAGCCCGUCGCUGCGCCCUCGAGUAUCCGACAUCCUCUUCUGGCUCCUCCCCGCCCUUUCAACAACCCACUGCUCUACUUUCGUUCUCCUAUACCCCAGCCCAUGAACUCGUCUUUGACGAUUCUGCCUUGCGCUACUAUGUCCCACCACCAGCCCGCGCCAAGCUCUCUCAUGCUUAUGAUCGUUGGAUACGUCGACCAGAAGAAAGGUCGAGGAUUGACGGACUUCUCCGCGCGCUAUCUAGAGCACAAGACCAAAAGCACCCUUCGCUUGCGUCGGGUGUUGGCGCUGUAGGAUGGCGAGGAGUCCUUACUCGCAUACUCACAGCACCCUAUGAAGAGCGCGAGGGCUGGGAUCUCAAUGUUAUGUGCGUCCAAGGGGUGUUAUAUCUCGAAGAGCACCGUUCGGAAGAGAUGAUGCGCGAAAAAAACGAUCUUGCACCGCGCCAAAGGUUGCAGACGUAUUACGGCUACGCAUUCGAGUCGUAUUGUACAAGUGAUAGCCCGAAUAGAACCAAUGUUCCUCAGCGACCGGGCGAUCCACCAGGCUGGGGCGGCGACGUCGAUACCAAUGUGCAAUGGUGCAGUGUCGUUCGAACCAAGCUCGGUGAUACCCGCUUGGUCAUUGGCGGCGAAGUUGAUUGCGUUCGAGGCAAAUUCACUGGCAAGACGGACACCUUUAUUGAGCUCAAAACCUCGAUGACAAUACGAGGGGCACAGGACGAAGCUCGUUUUGAAAAGAAAUUACUCAAGUUUUACAUGCAAUCCUUCCUCCUGGGUGUUCCUGAAAUUAUUGUCGGUUUCCGAACUCCCUCCGGCGAAGUUGUAUCCACCCAACCAUUCAAAACCGUCGAAAUCCCGCGUAUGGUACGUGGGAAGCCACACGCGUGGGACCCGACGCGAUGUUUCCAGUGGGGAGACGCGUUUCUGCGCUUUCUUCGCACACAGUGUCGUCCAGAAAACGAUGAUGAAACACGAGUGUGGCGGGUUACGUUUCGCCCGCAAAUCGGAGUUGAUAUAACGCUGCUAGAUCGGGAAGGCGUUGAUGAGGUUGAAGCAGGAGAGGAGCGAGUGGGCUUUCUGCCUACCUGGUAUUGGGACGAAGUUGGGGGCAAAGGCAAACAGAAGAAACAAGACAGCCCCGGUUCAGAUACAAGAGGUUGA
Molecule: messenger RNA, 1221 nt
Organism: Mycena indigotica
Lineage: Eukaryota; Fungi; Basidiomycota; Agaricomycetes; Agaricales; Mycenaceae
Product: RAI1 domain-containing protein
Exons: 6
Coding region: 1-1221 (406 amino acids)
Biological process (GO): NAD-cap decapping; nuclear-transcribed mRNA catabolic process
Cellular component (GO): nucleus; cytosol
Molecular function (GO): mRNA 5'-diphosphatase activity
Source: RefSeq, a predicted model, not a curated record